UUCUGAUCUUCUGUCAUUGUCUCUGUGGGGCUGAGUCGGAUCCAGAGGGCAGAGCAUGGCCGGAAGCUCCCAGUGGAGGUCCCAGGGCCAGCUAAGGUCCUUGGCCCAAGUCCUGGCAGCAGAAGGCUAUGGAGUGGCCACAAUUAUUCCCAGAAUGGAAGUGAGGGGGCUCCCGCCACAGCAGGCCCCCAGCCCAACCUGGCCCGGCCAGAGAUACCUGCCCCGGGAGCUGAGCCCACCAGGCUUCCUGCCUCCAGCCUGGCACCAGCAGAAACCCAGGAAGAGGAGCAGCCUUCUCAAGGAGCUGGGCGCCUUCCAUGUUGUCAUCGCUCUGCUGCACUUGUUCUUUGGGGCUUACCUGGUCUCUACUGUCACAGAUCUUCACCUGGUGGUGCUGAAGUCUUGGUAUCCAUUCUGGGGGGCUGCCUCUUUUCUCAUUUCAGGGAUCUUGGUGAUAACGACGGGCAUGGUCUUGAAGACUUAUCUGAAGAUACUUUGCCUGACAGCACACGGCAUCAGCUUCUUCUGCGUGCUAGCGGGCCUCUUUGUCAUUGCCAAAGAUCUCUUUCUGGAGAGGACGUUUGAUUUCCCGAUCUGGACCCCGUACCCCAACAGCACAGUCUACAUCCAGAGGCUGGAGCUGGCUCUGCUCUGCUUCUCCUUCCUGGAGUUCUUCCUGCUGAGCUACACGGCCGUCACAGUGUGCAGGGCUGGCCGCCGGCCUGCAGAGGAAGGUGACUUAUCCUUUGCUCCAGACACAUCAUCGUGGGGGCUCAGGGGGCCACCGAUGAGUCCUCCACCAACCUAUGAGGAUGUGACUUGGCGUGACAUGUAAGACGAGCCAGAGCAGAGGGCGCCUACGUGGCUCAGUCAGUUGAGCGUCUGACUUCGGGCCAGGUCGUGAUCUCACGGUUUGUGGGUUCAAACCCCGCAUCAGGCUCUCUGCUGUCAGCUCAGAGCCUGCUUCAGAUCCUCUG
Messenger RNA from Neofelis nebulosa (Clouded leopard), 977 nucleotides. It is a transcript of the gene MS4A10, whose product is annotated as membrane spanning 4-domains A10. NCBI's taxonomy places the organism in Eukaryota, Metazoa, Chordata, Mammalia, Carnivora, Felidae. Gene Ontology annotation, biological process: cell surface receptor signaling pathway. The transcript has 8 exons. The record is from RefSeq and is a predicted model, not a curated record. Gene Ontology annotation, cellular component: plasma membrane. The coding region runs from base 56 to 835 and encodes 259 amino acids.